AUGUUCAAACCAGUAGACUUCUCUGAAACAUCUCCUGUGCCGCCUGAUACUGAUCUUGCUCCUACACAAUCGCCACACCAUGUGGCACCUAGUCAGGACUCCAGUUAUGAUCUUCUAUCCCGGGGUUCCGAUGAUAAAAUUGACGCUGAAAAGGGUCCACACGAUGAGCUAUCUAAGCACUUACCACUUUUUCAAAAAAGACCUUUGAGCGAUACUCCCAUAUCUAGCAAUUGGAACUCUCCUCGAAUCACUGAAGAAAAUACCCCUUCAGACUCUCCUGAAAAUAGCGCUACUAAUUUGAAAUCGCUACAUCGAUUGCAUAUAAAUGACGAAACCAAACUGAAGGAUGCUAACAUUCCCAUGGACGAUGUUACUGACUACAUUCCUCCUUCGGAUGGAGCAAAUGAGGUGACUCGCAUUGAUUUGAAAGACAUAAAAUCACCCACGAGACACCAUAAAAGAAGACCUACCACUAUCGAUGUUCCUGGUUUAACGAAAUCUAAGACCUCUCCAGAUGGUCUUAUAUCGAAGGAGGAUAGCGGAUCCAAGUUAGUUAUUGUCAUGGUCGGACUCCCCGCUACGGGAAAGUCAUUUAUUACAAAUAAAUUAUCCAGGUUUUUAAAUUAUUCUUUAUACUAUUGUAAAGUGUUUAAUGUUGGUAACACUAGAAGAAGAUUUGCUAAGGAACAUGGUUUAAAGGAUCAGGAUUCAAAGUUUUUUGACCCAAAAAAUUCCGAUUCAACCAGACUAAGAGACAAAUGGGCAAUGGAUACUCUGGAUGAACUGUUAGAUUAUUUAUUGGAGGGUUCAGGAUCCGUGGGGAUUUUUGAUGCUACAAAUACCUCUCGUGAGAGAAGAAAAAACGUUUUGGCUAGAAUUAGAAAAAGAAGCCCUCAUUUGAAAGUUUUAUUUUUAGAAUCUGUCUGUUCAGAUCAUGCACUGGUGCAGAAAAAUAUUAGACUUAAAUUAUUUGGCCCAGAUUACAAAGGUAAAGAUCCCGAAAGCUCUCUAAGAGAUUUUAAAAGUCGUCUGGCAAACUACUUGAAAGCUUAUGAACCUAUUGAAGAUGACGAAAAUUUGCAAUACAUCAAAAUGAUAGAUGUAGGAAAGAAAGUCAUCGCAUAUAAUAUUCAGGGGUUUUUAGCUUCGCAAACGGUAUAUUACUUGUUAAACUUCAACUUGGCUGACAGACAAAUUUGGAUAACGAGAAGUGGCGAAAGUGAGGAUAAUGUUAGUGGGCGUAUUGGCGGGAAUUCUCAUCUAACCCCUCGUGGUUUAAGAUUUGCCAAAAGUCUACCCAAAUUUAUUGCCAGACAGAGAGAAAUCUUUUAUCAAAAUCUCAUGCUGCAAAAAAAGAACAAUGAAAAUCCAGAUAGCAAUCUUUAUAAUGACUUUUUCGUUUGGACCAGUAUGCGUGCUAGGACGAUAGAGACUGCCCAAUAUUUCAACGAAGAUGAUUAUCCUAUCAAACAAAUGAAAAUGUUGGACGAGUUAAGUGCAGGUGAUUAUGAUGGUAUGACUUAUCCAGAAAUUAAAAACAAUUAUCCCGAAGAAUUCGAAAAAAGACAAAAAGAUAAGUUGAGAUAUAGAUAUCCUGGUAUUGGCGGUGAAUCAUAUAUGGACGUUAUCAAUAGACUCAGACCUGUGAUCACCGAAUUAGAGAGAAUCGAGGAUAACGUUCUUAUAAUUACACAUCGUGUGGUGGCAAGAGCUUUAUUAGGUUAUUUUAUGAACUUGAGUAUGGAUAUUAUUGCUAAUUUAGAUGUCCCAUUACAUUGUGUUUAUUGUCUAGAACCAAAGCCUUAUGGAAUUACUUGGUCAUUAUGGGAAUAUGAUGAAAUGUCGGAUUCAUUUUCUAAGGUCCCACAAACGGACUUGAAUACCACAAGGGUGAAGGAAGUUGGCCUUGUUUAUAAUGAAAGAAGAUAUUCUGUUAUACCAACAGCUCCACCAAGUGCAAGAAGUAGCUUUGCAAGUGACUUCCUGUCAAGAAAAAAAUCUAACCCUACUUCAGCCUCUUCAUCCCAGAGUGAAUUAUCAGAACAACCCAAAAACAGUGUUAGUGCUCAAACAGGCAGCAAUAAUACCACCCUUAUUGGAAGCAAGAUUAACAUCAAGAAUGACAAUAGCGAUUCUAGAAUACCAUUGUCUGCACCACUUAUGACCACUAAUGCUUCUAAUAACAUCUUAGAUGGUGGUGGAACCUCAAUUUCGAUACAUCGUCCUAGGGUUGUUCCAAAUCAAAACAAUGUGAACCCUCUAUUGGCUAACAACAAUAAUGUCGCUUCUAACGCGCCUAAUGUAAAGAAAUCAACAGCUACAGCAAGGCAAAUGUUUGAAAUAGACAAAGUGGACGAAAAGUUAUCAAUGUUGAAAAAUAAAAGUUUUUCAUUACACGGAAAGAAUUAUUCUACUGACGCUGAUGAUAAUGACAACGAAGAUAUCAGAGCAAAAACGAUGACUCGCAGCCAAAGCCACGUUUAG
Messenger RNA from Saccharomyces paradoxus, 2484 nucleotides. RefSeq names its product 6-phosphofructo-2-kinase (gene PFK26). The record is from RefSeq and is a predicted model, not a curated record. NCBI's taxonomy places the organism in Eukaryota, Fungi, Ascomycota, Saccharomycetes, Saccharomycetales, Saccharomycetaceae. Gene Ontology annotation, molecular function: ATP binding; 6-phosphofructo-2-kinase activity. Gene Ontology annotation, biological process: fructose 2,6-bisphosphate metabolic process; fructose metabolic process. The transcript has a single exon. The coding region runs from base 1 to 2484 and encodes 827 amino acids. Gene Ontology annotation, cellular component: cytosol.